UUUAAAGGCUGUGUACGAAGGUUCAAGUGCUGUCAAGUAAGUAUAGAAGAAGGGAGAGGAAAGCAGUGGUGGAACCUUAGAAAAACCUGCUUCAGGAUUGUAGAACACAACUGGUUUGAGACUUUCAUUGUUUUUAUGAUCCUCCUCAGUAGUGGAGCUCUGGCUUUUGAAGACAUAUAUAUUGAACAGCGCAAAACUAUCAAGACCAUGCUGGAAUAUGCUGACAAGGUCUUCACUUACAUCUUCAUUCUGGAAAUGCUGCUGAAGUGGGUGGCCUAUGGCUAUCAAACAUACUUUACUAAUGCCUGGUGCUGGCUGGACUUCCUGAUUGUUGAUGUCUCUUUGGUUAGCUUAACAGCAAAUGCAUUGGGUUACUCUGAACUUGGUGCCAUUAAGUCCCUUAGGACACUAAGAGCUUUGAGACCUCUAAGAGCCUUGUCACGAUUUGAAGGCAUGAGGGUGGUUGUGAAUGCCCUUUUAGGAGCAAUUCCAUCCAUCAUGAACGUGCUUCUCGUUUGUCUUAUAUUCUGGCUAAUUUUCAGCAUCAUGGGAGUAAAUCUGUUUGCUGGGAAGUUCUACUACUGUGUUAACACCACAACUGAUGAAAGGUUUGAAGUCGACCAAAUCAACAAUUUUAGUCAGUGCGAGGAACUCAUAAAAAACAAUCAAAGUGCCCGAUGGAAAAACGUGAAAGUAAACUUUGAUAAUGUAGGAUUUGGGUAUCUUUCUUUACUUCAAGUAGCUACAUUUAAAGGCUGGAUGGAUAUUAUGUACGCAGCUAUUGACUCGAGAGAUGUAUUACAGCAACCCAAGUAUGAAGACAACCUGUACAUGUAUUUGUAUUUUGUCAUCUUUAUAAUUUUUGGGUCUUUCUUCACCCUGAACCUAUUCAUUGGUGUCAUUAUUGAUAACUUCAAUCAGCAAAAAAAGAAGUUUGGAGGUCAAGACAUAUUUAUGACAGAGGAGCAGAAGAAAUACUACAAUGCAAUGAAAAAGCUGGGAUCCAAGAAACCACAAAAACCUAUACCAAGACCAGGGAACAAAUUCCAAGGCAUGGUGUUUGAUUUUGUGACACAGCAAGUAUUUGACAUCAGCAUCAUGAUUCUUAUUUGUCUUAACAUGGUUACCAUGAUGGUAGAAACUGAUGACCAAAGUAAAGAAAUGGAAAAUAUUUUAUACUGGAUAAACCUGGUGUUCAUUGUCCUUUUCACCGGAGAAUGUGUCUUGAAAUUAAUUUCACUUCGCCAUUACUAUUUCACUAUAGGCUGGAACAUAUUUGAUUUUGUAGUUGUCAUUCUCUCAAUAGUAGGUAUGUUUUUAGCUGAGAUGAUUGAGAAAUAUUUUGUGUCCCCGACACUAUUCAGAGUCAUCCGACUUGCCAGAAUCGGUCGAAUCCUGCGUCUCAUUAAGGGCGCUAAGGGAAUCCGCACUCUGCUCUUUGCUUUGAUGAUGUCUCUACCUGCUUUGUUCAACAUUGGUCUGCUGCUGUUCCUGGUCAUGUUUAUCUAUGCCAUAUUUGGCAUGUCCAACUUUGCCUAUGUUAAGAGGGAAGCUGGUAUAGAUGACAUGUUCAACUUUGAGACGUUUGGCAACAGCAUGAUCUGCCUGUUUCAAAUUACCACAUCUGCUGGCUGGGAUGGUUUGCUAGCCCCAAUUCUUAACAGUGGGGAGCCAGACUGUGACCCUAACAAAGCUCAUCCAGGGAGCUCUGUGAAAGGCGACUGUGGCAACCCUUCCGUUGGGAUUUUCUUCUUUGUCAGCUACAUUAUCAUAUCAUUCCUGGUAGUGGUGAACAUGUACAUUGCUGUGAUUCUGGAGAACUUCGGUGUUGCUACUGAAGAAAGCGCUGAACCCUUGAGCGAGGAUGACUUUGAGAUGUUCUAUGAAGUUUGGGAGAAGUUUGAUCCCGAUGCCACACAAUUCAUGGAAUUUGAGAAAUUAUCUGAUUUUGCAGCAGCACUUGAGCCUCCUCUUCAUCUACCCAAACCAAACAAAGUCCAGCUUAUUGCAAUGGAUCUGCCCAUGGUAAGUGGUGACAGAAUUCACUGCCUUGACAUCUUGUUUGCUUUCACAAAGCGUGUUCUGGGCGAAAGUGGGGAGAUGGAUGCCCUCAGAAUACAGAUGGAAGAUCGGUUUAUGGCAUCCAAUCCUUCAAAAGCUUCCUAUGAACCAAUUACAACCACAUUAAAAAGAAAACAGGAGGAGGUAUCUGCUGUCAUUAUUCAACGGGCUUACAGACGUCACCUUUUAAAACGAACAGUAAAACAAGCUUCCUUCAUCUAUAACAAAAACAAAACUGAAGGAGGGGCUGGUCUAGGUAUAAAAGAUGAAAUCCUUAUUGACAAGUUAAAUGAAAACUCAUUUACAGAGAAAACAGAUAUAACUGCAUCAACAGCAGUUUGUCCACCUUCUUAUGAUCGUGUAACAAGGGCAGUCAAAGAAAAGCAUGAGAAGGAAGAUAAAGAUGUUCAGAAAUAAAAGCAAAUAGCAAGCAAAUUCAUCUAUGUGCAAAAUAGUUCAUAGCCUAUAAGGAUCAUGUAUUUGUGUCAACAGGACUCCUGCUGGAGAUCUAUGCCAAACUGACAAUUUUUACAAAUAUACUGUACAUUAAAGGUCAGUGCCUACUAAAAGACAGUGACCCCUUGUCAGUGACUGUGACUGUGAUACAGGGAAACAACCUUGACAGGAGGUUACUGUUCUCACUACCAGCUGACACUGCUGAAGAGGAGAGAAAAAAUGGCUACUCAGACUGUAGGGACCAGUUCAAGGGGUGCAAACCAAGUAUUUGUGUGUUUAGCAUAACACAAUAUGGUAACAGUAUUCACUGUUUGCAUUUCAACUGCCACAUAUGUCAUAUUUUUACAAAAUCUGUGUUGGUGGAUUCAUCUUAUUUUUAUUCAUAUCUUGUUUAUUAUAUGUGACUAUUUUUGUAAAUGGGGCUUCUGUUGGGGAAGGGGAUGAAGUACACCUUUACAGGUUCAAGGGCCAGGUCUUCUAUUAUAUGACUAAUAUACACACAGAAAUGAUUUGCAUGAAGGCAUGCUGCACUUAUAGAUCAUGCAUGAAAAUAACAUUAAGUCACAAAGAACAACAGAUUUUUUUAGCGCAGUGUUUCUGGAAAGGAAUAACAGAUUUUGAGGUGCUUAAUUAAUGUAUUCAUGUUGCAUCAUGUCCAAAUAAGUCUUGGUGUGCCUGUAAAGUCCCCUGUAACUCACAGGA
This is a messenger RNA of Mesitornis unicolor (brown roatelo), 3219 nucleotides long. RefSeq names its product sodium channel protein type 1 subunit alpha-like. The transcript is spliced from 9 exons. Gene Ontology annotation, molecular function: voltage-gated sodium channel activity. Lineage: Eukaryota; Metazoa; Chordata; Aves; Mesitornithiformes; Mesitornithidae. The record is from RefSeq and is a predicted model, not a curated record. Gene Ontology annotation, cellular component: plasma membrane; axon; voltage-gated sodium channel complex. Gene Ontology annotation, biological process: sodium ion transmembrane transport; membrane depolarization during action potential; neuronal action potential. The annotation marks the transcript as partial.